AUGUCUCUCCGUAUCACUCCUCAGACGAACUACUCCUCAGAAACGUCCAAUACCUCUAAGAAGACUCCUCAGCCACACCUCCGCAAUGGCGCUCCAUCUGCUCCAGGUCUCCCAGAUACUCUCCGUUCCUCACUUACGGCAGCCCCAGAGACUCCUGGUCUUCAGAAGACAAACUCAACGCAUCCUCUUGAAGCCCGCCUGCUAAACUGGCGCCAGACACAAGAUGCCAUGAAGAUGGAGUCUAUUCGGAGAAUACAUGGCAUGGCGGAGCCAGUACGACGAGGUAUGGAGAUGAAGAUAGUUCGCGACAGCCAGUGGAAGCCAGCUGUUCUAGGCGGUAAUAUGCACGGAAGCAUACAUGAGGAUAUCUUGGCCCUGGGAGGACGGGAGACCGAAGUUACAUGGGAAGAUGUGUAUCCCGGAGAUGAACUUCGCGAGCCUCCUAGCUUCCAUGAUGAGCUGGAGCAUAGAUUGAAGAUGAACUGA
Molecule: messenger RNA, 486 nt
Organism: Nannizzia gypsea CBS 118893
Lineage: Eukaryota; Fungi; Ascomycota; Eurotiomycetes; Onygenales; Arthrodermataceae
Product: proteasome maturation factor UMP1
Exons: 3
Coding region: 1-486 (161 amino acids)
Biological process (GO): proteasome assembly
Cellular component (GO): nucleus; cytoplasm
Source: RefSeq, a predicted model, not a curated record